AGCCGGAAGAAGCUAACGGAUUAACAAGCUAACUAUCCAAAAAGUAACAACAAGCUGUUAGUACUGUAUGAGCACGUCUAAGAUCUACAUUUAAAGACAGUUUGCCAGCUGACCAGCCCUCUGAUCAGCAAAAUGAGCAGCGCAGGAACAGUGGAGAGUGGUAAACCUCCAAAGAUCGGCUCCAUAGUAGAAGUGACAGGAAAGGGGCAGCGAGGUACUGUCGCCUACAUUGGCGCCACCCUCUUUGCUUCAGGUAAAUGGGUGGGUGUCAUACUGGAUGAGCCCAAAGGCAAGAACGAUGGAACUGUGCAAGGCAAGCGCUACUUCACCUGUGAGGAAAACCAUGGGAUAUUUGUCAGGCAGUCCCAGAUCCAGGUGGUGGAGGAAGGCUCCACUGCUACAUCACCAGAUACUCCUGAGUCCAACCUUUCUAGGAUACUCAAACAAAAAGAGAUUCCUGAGACUCCCAAAACAUCCAAGCAGACUCCUGCGAACAUUAAGAAGUCCUCUACCCGUCGUUCUGCAAAGCUGAGUACACCACGUCUCACACCAGCUACCUCCCUCCCCUCCCUUUUGGUCCGUCCCUAUGGUCGCUUCAGCCUGCAGCUCAGGGCUUCUCGUGAGAGCCUCACAUCUUCUCUGUCUGAUGUCAGUGAGGUGAGCCCGUCCUCCCAGCAGGCUGCACUCGGGGCUCCUGUCGUGCCUCAGCCCAGUGGGUCGCCUGCUACCGCCCAGGUACCAGCUACUCCAAGCAAGGUGGAACCUGCCAUAUCUAAGCAGGAGGAAGAGUCGCUGCGAGCGCAAGUCAAGGAUCUGGAAGAGAAGCUGGAGACUUUGAAGAUGAAGCGAACAGAGGACAAGGCCAAGCUGAAGGAGCUGGAGAAACACAAGAUCCAGCUGGAACAGCUGCAGGAGUGGAAGACCAAAAUGCAGGAGCAGCAGACCGACCUACAGAAACAACUCAAAGAGGCUAAGAAGGAAGCUCGGGAGGCACAGGAGGCCAAAGACCGCUAUAUGGAGGAGAUGGCAGACACAGCAGAUGCCAUAGAGAUGGCCACACUGGACAAAGAGAUGGCUGAGGAGCGAGCAGAGUCGCUCCAAGUGGAGGUAGACACGCUGAAAGAGAAAGUAGAGGAACUCUCCAUGGACCUGGAGAUCCUCAGGCAUGAGAUUUCAGAGAAAGGUUCAGAUGGCGCCGCCUCCAGUUAUCAAGUUAAACAGCUGGAGGAGCAGAACAGCAGACUGAAGGAGGCAUUGGUCAGGAUGCGAGAUCUGUCUACCUCAGAGAAGCAGGAACAUGUGAAGCUGCAGAAGCAGAUGGAGAAGAAGAACACUGAGCUGGAGACACUGAGGACUCAGAAGGAAAAACUGCAGGACGAAGUCAAACAAGCGGAGGCCACAAUCGAUGAACUGAAGGAGCAGGUGGAUGCUGCUCUGGGGUCAGAAGAGAUGGUUGAGACGCUGACGGAGAGAAACCUUGACCUGGAAGAGAAAGUCCGAGAGCUGAGAGAAACAGUCACUGAUUUGGAGGCCAUCAAUGAGAUGAACGAUGAGCUCCAGGAGAAUGCCAGAGAAACGGAAAUGGAGCUGAGGGAGCAGUUAGACCUGGGUGCUGCAAAGGUUAGAGAGGCAGGAAAAAAGGUGGAAGCUGCUCAGGAGACUGUAGCUGAUUACCAGCAGACCAUCAACAAGUACAGAGAGCUCACAGCCUCACUUCAGGAGGCCAACAGGGAGCUGAUCAGUCAGCAGAAUGCAAACACUGAGCAAGUUCAGCAACCACCUGCAGAGCUGUUUGAUUUCAAGAUUAAGUUUGCAGAGACCAAGGCUUAUGCCAAGGCCAUUGAGAUGGAGUUGAGGAAAAUGGAAGUGGCUCAAGCAAACAGACAGGUGUCCCUCCUCACCUCCUUCAUGCCAGACUCCUUCCUUCGCCAUGGUGGGGACCAGGACUGUAUUCUGGUGUUGCUGCUCAUUCCUAGACUCAUCUUCAAGGCUGAGCUGAUCAGUAAACAAGCCCAGGAGAAGUUUGACUUGAACGGGAACCUAGUCCAGGGAACAGGGCUCAGAGGACCUCCAGGAGAACAGCGUAGUUUUGCUGCAGGACUGGUGUACUCCCUUAGCCUCCUUCAGGCUACUCUACACAAAUAUGAACAGGCUCUGAAUACCUGCAGUGUGGAGGUUUUUAAGCGCAUGGGUACACUUUACUCUGAGAUGAGUUUCCACGAGCGCUCUUUGGACUAUUUCAUUGACCUGCUGCACAAGGACCAGCUAGAUGAGACCGUACAGGUGGAACCUCUGACAAAAGCCAUUAAAUACUAUCAGCAACUGUACAGUGUCCAUCUGACAGAUCAAACUGAGGACUGCACAGUGCAACUGGCUGACCACAUUAAGUUUACCCAGAGUGCUCUGGACUGUAUGGCAGUGGAGGUGGUACGUCUGCGGGCGUUCCUGGCGGCAGGACAGGAGAGUUCUGGCCUCGCUAUUCUUCUAAAGGACCUGGACACUUCCUGCUCUGAUAUCCGACAGUUCUGUAAGAAGAUCCGCCGUCGUAUGCCUGGAACAGAUGUGGCAGGAGUCCCAGCUGCUCUCAAUUUUGGACAACAGGUGUCAGAGGCGCUAACAGAGUGCAGGCGACAGCUGACCCGUGUGGUUGCAGUGCUCCAGGAGGUGGCUGCAGCUGGAGCUCAGAUGAUCGCUCCACUGGGAGAACAGGAAGGUCUCAAUGCUUUAAAACUGGAGGAUACUGCAUGCAAAGUCGUGGAGCAGGUAUACGGCUCCCAAGGUGUGAAUGGCCCAGAGUUUCUGCGACAAUCCUGCAGCUCUGUCAUCGCCACCAUGAACAAGAUGGCUACAGCCAUGCAGGAGGGAGAAUAUGAUGCUGAAAAACCACAAGGAAAAACUCCUCCAGUGGAGAUGAGGGCAUCCACCGUCAGGGCUGAGAUGACUGACGCAGAAGGUCUUGGAGUCAAACUAGAAGACAGAGAAACCGUCAUCAUGGAGCUCAAGAAGUCUCUUAAGAUUAAGGGUGAGGAGCUGAGUGAGGCCCACGUCCGCUUAAGCCUUUUGGAGAAGAAGCUGGACACCUCCACCAAAGAUGCUGAUGAGCGUGUGGAAAAGAUUCAGACCAAACUGGAUGAAAACCUUUCUCUACUCAAGAAGAAAGAAAAAGAGUUUGAGGAGACAAUGGAUGCUCUUCAGGCUGAUAUUGACCAGCUGGAGGCUGAGAAAGCUGAGCUGAAACAACGCAUCAGUAACCAGUCAAAGAUGACCAUUGAAGGCCUGAGAGGUCCACCUGCCUCAGGAAUUGCCUCUCUAGUCCAUGGAUCUGCAGGAGCAGGUCUGCCUCCUUCCAUGGCAGGACCCACACAGGUAGUGGACUCUCCUCUUCUCAAGCAGCAGGUUGAGACUCAGAGACUGGGCAUUAAAUACCUCAAGAAUGAAAACAACAGGCUCAAGGCCGAGAAGAUGAGGGCUCAGCUUGCCUCCCUGCCUCCACUCUGUCCUCCAAAACUGCCCCAAGUGUCCAAAGAAAGCUCCACGCCUCCAGAGGGACUAAACACAGGCAUCUAUCGUAGAACUGACCAGCUGCUGGCCACCCUGCUCAAACUUAGUUCAGAAGUUAAAGUAGUGGACAUCACCGGGAAAACGGCGGUCCGUGCCAGCACUCAGCUGCUGGAGCAGACGGCUCGAUUGAAGAAUCUAAGUGAUGCUCUGGACAAACUUAAGGGUGAGGUUGCUGAACAUGUGGUUUCAUAUCAGCCUGGAGCUAAGGCUUCCUCAGACUUUGCCACAUUCCCAGCGUCCUCCUUUGUUAAGGCCAAAGGAGAGAAGCAAGAAGGAACAGUGUUUGUAGGUCGUGUUGCCAUUCCAUGUAUCCGUGGACAAGAACAAGUCCACCGCCUCGUCCUAUCACAGCAGCAGCUGCAACAAGUGCACCGUCUCCUCAUGACCUAAAACUGACUAGCAGCACAUAAAGCAGCUUGCACACUUCCCCCCCUCAUAUGGCUAGCUUAUUUUCCCUUCAAGAUAACUUUCAGGAAACUGUAUCCUGUAACUUCUAGCACUAAUAACAUGUACCAGCAGCAGCAUCUUUAUAUUGUCAAUGAUUGUUUUCAUCAUUUAUUAAAUGUAAGAUUCAUGAAUGUGACAUAUUGUAGAUGUCAUUUUCAUUGUUUAAACAGUUUCUCUACCAAUUGACAACUUUUUAUAAAAAGAAAAAAAGUUGGGUGUUUUUAAUGUAAUAGGAUGAUUACUGCUCUUUGUAUCUUUUGUAGUAAUUCAGACAAUAAAAUUAAGCAUUUCA
Molecule: messenger RNA, 4300 nt
Organism: Melanotaenia boesemani (Boeseman's rainbowfish)
Lineage: Eukaryota; Metazoa; Chordata; Actinopteri; Atheriniformes; Melanotaeniidae
Product: dynactin subunit 1-like
Exons: 32
Coding region: 133-3951 (1272 amino acids)
Biological process (GO): establishment of mitotic spindle orientation; cytoplasmic microtubule organization; nuclear migration
Cellular component (GO): cytoplasm; nucleus; microtubule associated complex
Molecular function (GO): microtubule plus-end binding
Source: RefSeq, a predicted model, not a curated record